Messenger RNA from Amborella trichopoda, 1023 nucleotides. RefSeq names its product early nodulin-like protein 18 (gene ENODL18). The record is from RefSeq and is a predicted model, not a curated record. Gene Ontology annotation, molecular function: electron transfer activity. Gene Ontology annotation, cellular component: plasma membrane. NCBI's taxonomy places the organism in Eukaryota, Viridiplantae, Streptophyta, Magnoliopsida, Amborellales, Amborellaceae.
AAGUACGUGAUGAAGUUGCUUGCCUCAUCCUCAGUCCUUUCCAUAGUUCUUUUUCAUAAAACCACCAUUACUCAUGGAUAGCUUCCUACCAUCACCAUUUCCAAUAAAAGGAAAAAUUUGCAGAAGACAUUAAGCCCUUCUUUCUACAGACAUUAUUUUUUCUACACAAACCCAGGUGGUCUCCAUUCCAAAAAUGGAUAGAAUUUGCAGAGUCCUCCUUUCCUUGAUCUCACUCUUGUUUCUUCUCACCCCAUUGUCAGUACAAGCUUACACCAAUUACACUGUUGGGGAUUCCUUAGGCUGGUAUGACAAACUGGAACAACGCAAAAUCAAUUACCCGAAAUGGGCAUCUGGCAAGAACUUCAGUCUUGGAGAUUUCUUAAGUAAGUGCAAUUUAAGCAUUUUUAACACUGAUACAAACCAUACGGUUAUCCAAACAUAUAAUGCUACAACAUAUAAGCGAUGCGACGCGGUCUCAGAUGACACGAUCGAGUGGUCGAGCAGUGAUCCCUCAACAAAGGCAGAGGCCACAACAGUUUCAGUUCCCCUCCUCAAAGAAGGCCUAACAUACUUCUUUUCAGGGAAUUAUGAUGGAGAACAAUGCCAAAAUGGCCAGAAAUUCAAAAUAAAUGUGACCCAUGGUCAAGGGUUGCCGGAAAGUUUGAGAAACCCACAGGAAUCUCCAGGUCCAGCAGCGAGCUCCAGUGAUGAUGAUGAUUCUGCUCCGGUGACCACUGUUCCCUCUGAUUUCAAUAACCCAGUUCCUGUAACAGCUGUCAAUCGCGAGAAUUAUGGGGUUUCUCUAAAAAUUUCUACUGUUUUAAUGGGAUUUGGGUUGUUUUUAGCAGGUUUUAAUUGGGUUUUAGGUGUUUGAUUUUUAUUUUUAUUUAUUUUUUUUAUAUUCAUUCGGAGGAUUAUGUGGUUGAGAUUCUUUGUCAUGAGAUCAGGUAUUAUGGAUGUUUAUUUACUGUGUAUAAUUUUACUCUGUGAGGAUGAGAUUGGUGAUUGCUGCAGCUUGCUUCA